AACGUGUUAGUGAAAUGGCCAAUGCAUAAUAAUUGCAUAUAAAAACUAAACAGUGUUGUUGAUUAGGUGUGACAGAACAGCAGAAGGGAAGAAGAUGGACUUACUGGAGUUAUGGGCAAUUUUCGGCCCCGGCGUCGCCGGCGCUGUCUUCGGCGCCGGAUGGUGGAUCUGGCUUGACGCCGUCGUCUGCAGCUUGGUCACCGUUCCCUUCCUUCACUACCUUCCCGGAAUUUUCGCAUCUUUUGCGGCUUUGAUGUUCAAUUGCGUUAGAAAAGAAGACAUCGAUUAUUCUCCAUAUGACGAAGGCGAGUGGAGACUGAAGCUGUGGCUCUUCAUUGCAUAUGUUGUAUCCUUUGUUUCUUUAGCUGGAUCAGCUGGCCUACUGAUCCAAGAUUCACUUGAUAAAUCUGCCCCUUCAGUUUGGACUGGAGUUGCAGGUGUUUUGCAGUGUGUUUUUGUCUUGAUCAGUGGACUGGUAUAUUGGACUUCUCAUCCUGAAUAAGUUGCACCAAGAUAUGACUCGGAGCUUCAAACUAUACCAGGUUAUGCCCACCCAUGUAUUGUCUUGUUUGUUUUAUGUGAUGUUAAGUCGCUGGCUUCAUGUAAAUCAGUAAAUGUAAAUUGUGCUAACAAUCUUGAGCCUCUGGGUAGAUUUAUCUCUCUUGUUUCGUAUAGUUGAUCAAGAUCUAUUACCAAUUUCAGUCGCUUGGUGUUGACAUCUAUGAAGAUUCCCCCCACCCCUCGUUUUCUCAGUAGUUUGAACUCACAGCAUACAGGAAAGGAAACCCUUUAUGGUUAUAACUGAGAAUAACUCUGUUGACUGCAUCUAUGUUUUUGACUAGAAAAACUUACUCGAGAAUUCAGAUUGGUUAUGUACGAAAGUUUGUGUAAAUAACAUUAUUCGCUUAA
Molecule: messenger RNA, 909 nt
Organism: Glycine soja
Lineage: Eukaryota; Viridiplantae; Streptophyta; Magnoliopsida; Fabales; Fabaceae
Product: transmembrane protein 50 homolog
Exons: 4
Coding region: 95-502 (135 amino acids)
Biological process (GO): protein targeting to vacuole; late endosome to vacuole transport via multivesicular body sorting pathway
Source: RefSeq, a predicted model, not a curated record